CUGGGAACAAGCGGUGGACCUGACAUACUCCAUGCACCUAGGAGAGAAGCUCAGUCUCACAGAGCAGGAUGAGGCUGCUGUGCAGAAGUUUCGGUCCAUGCCCCCAGGCUGGAGCUACGAGCAUGACAUGGAGCUGGGGCGCUUCCUGCACGAUCAGAUAGAGAGGGAGCGACACAGCGCGGACUGCAGCAAGGAGCACAUCAGCAGCAUCGAGGUCUCCUCGCAGGCGGAGGACUGUGGCGUGGCCCAUCUGACCGACAACCGGGUGGACACCUUCUGGGAGAGCAGCGGGCUCCCGGGGCAGCACUGGGUGCGGCUCAACAUGAAGAAAGGCAUCAUUGUCAAGAAGCUGUGGCUGGUGCUGGCUGGGGAGGUCAACAACUACGUACCCAGGAGGGUGGCCGUGUACGGCGGGUCACUGAACAGGCUCCAGCACCUGAGAACUGUCCUUAUUAAUGAGAACAGCUACCAGAACAUCUGCAUCCUCCGUGACAUGAAGACCCACCUGCCAGUGCUGGAGAUCCGCAUCCUGGAGUGCCGGGAGCAAGGGUACAACGUCCGCCUGCAAGGGAUUAAGAUGAAGUCCGUCUGGGAGUGGGACCUGAUCCUCAACGCCGACAUGUUCCAGCCGGCUCAGCUGGUGCGCUACCCUCUCCUGGAAGGGGUGGAUGCUGACGUGCUGUACCGGCGGGCCGUGCUCAUUCAGAGGUUCAUCCACCUCCUGGACAGUGUUCUGCAUUACCUGAUCCCCCUCUCUGAGGACAGCAGCACCUGCAAGGCACUUAGGAGCAUGAAGCCGCUCCUGCUGCUGUCCAAGCACGGCGCAGCCCUCAUUGCCCACUACCUUCAGUCCUCGGAGAGCACCCCCCCUCGCACCCUACCAAAGCUCUACAUCAACCGGCACCUGGCCCGGGAGCACCGCGCCAACCCCGCGCUGGAUCCCAGCUGCAGGAACACCGUCUUCACCCAGCUGUAUGAAGGCCUCAGAUCUUCCAAGAACAACCAGCCCCUGGACUACAGGUGGCCCCAGAGCCACAGCCAGUGGUGGGAGUGUGAUUUUGUCACCGAGGGCAUCUUUGACAACGGCGGCGGUUUUCGGGACAGCCUGUCAGAUGUGUCGGAGGAGCUGUGUCCCAGCUCAGGCGAUGUCCCCGUGCCCCUGCCCUUCUUCGUGCGCACCUCCAACCAGGGUAACAGCAGCAGUGUCACCAGGGACAUGUAUGUCCCCAACCCCUCCUGCAAGGACUUCCCCAAGUACGAGUGGAUUGGGCAGCUGAUGGGAGCAGCCCUGAGGAGCAAGGAGUUUCUGAUGCUAGCUUUGCCGGCACUGGUCUGGAAGCAGCUGGCAGGGGAGGAGGUCAGCUGGAGCAAGGACUUCGCCACCGUGGACUCGGAGCUGGUGAAGCUGCUGGAGGUGCUGGAGGGGGUGGACAGGGAAGCCUUCGACUUCAUGUUCGGCAAAGAGCUGACCUACACAGUGGUGCAGAGCGACAAGCGCAUGGUGGAGCUGAUCCCUGGCGGUAGCAGCACCGUGGUGCGCUACGAGGACCGCAAGGAGUUCAUCCGCCUGGUGCAGAAGGCUCGACUGGAGGAGAGCAAGGAGCAGAUCGCAGCCAUGCGUGCCGGGCUGCUCUGCGUGGUGCCCCAGCCUGUGCUGGACCUGCUCCCCUGGCAGCAGCUGGAGAAGAAGGUCUGCGGGGACCCUGAGAUCACAGUGGCUGAGCUGCGGAAGUUUGUCACAUUUGAGGACUUUCCCUCUGGUGAUAUUCGUAUCCAGUACUUCUGGGAGGCACUCAACAACUUCACCAGCGAGGAUCUCAGCCGCUUCCUGAAGUUUGUCACCGGCCGGAGCCGCCUCCCGGUUCAGAUCACUGUCUACCCAUCAAGGGACAAUGCGGAUGUGUUGGACCAGAUGCCACAGGCCUCCACAUGCUCCUUCAUCUUCUACUUGCCCAUGUAUUCCUCGGCCAAGGCCUGCGAGGAGCUGCUGCGGUACGCCGUGUACAACUGCAUGUCCAUCGACACUGACAAGAACACCUGGGACAC
Messenger RNA from Pterocles gutturalis (yellow-throated sandgrouse), 2046 nucleotides. Its product is annotated as E3 ubiquitin-protein ligase HECTD3-like. The annotation marks the transcript as partial. NCBI's taxonomy places the organism in Eukaryota, Metazoa, Chordata, Aves, Pterocliformes, Pteroclidae. Gene Ontology annotation, molecular function: ubiquitin-protein transferase activity. The transcript has 19 exons. The record is from RefSeq and is a predicted model, not a curated record.